Messenger RNA from Talaromyces proteolyticus, 1380 nucleotides. Its product is annotated as nucleoside transporter-domain-containing protein. NCBI's taxonomy places the organism in Eukaryota, Fungi, Ascomycota, Eurotiomycetes, Eurotiales, Trichocomaceae. Gene Ontology annotation, cellular component: plasma membrane; fungal-type vacuole membrane. Bases 1 to 1380 code for a protein of 459 amino acids. Gene Ontology annotation, biological process: nucleoside transmembrane transport. The transcript has 2 exons. The record is from RefSeq and is a predicted model, not a curated record. Gene Ontology annotation, molecular function: nucleobase transmembrane transporter activity; nicotinamide riboside transmembrane transporter activity.
AUGAUUAGUAGUCUUUUAUCGAGGCUUCUCGCUUCUCGUCCGGCCUACGAGGCUGUCGAAGAUGACGAGUCACUGGCAGACACGGAAGGACAGGAUGUACGGGACAUACCAGACAGCGAUGAUCCGCCGAGAAAUCCGUUCUCAUGGAGGAUUUAUGCAGUAUUCCUGCUACUAGGAGUAACAAUGCUAUGGGCGUGGAACAUGUUCCUCGCCGCAGAGCCGUAUUUCCGCCAUCGAUUUCAGAGCAGCCCGUGGGCUGCAGAACACUAUGAACCGUCUGUCCUCUCAGUAUCGACGGUGACUAACUUGUUGUGUGUUCUGGCACUCGCAAAACUACAAAAAAAUGCAUCCUACCCUAUUCGUAUCGCGCUGUCGCUCCUCGUGCUCGCAGUCGUAUUCUUAUUCCUCGCCUUUUCAACUGUCUUCUUCCGCGCUAUUUCUGUGGGGUUAUAUUACAUCUUUGUGAUGACGAUGGUGCUAGGCGCAAGUUUCGCAACAGGUAUGAAUCAGAACGGUGUGUUCGCCUAUGUUGCUGGAUUUGGUCGACCAGAGUAUACGCAGGCAAUCAUGGUUGGCCAGGGUAUCGCCGGGGUCCUUCCUUCGAUUGUGCAAAUAAUAUCCAAUUUGCCUGUCCCGAAAACGGAUGGAACUGACGACAGCAAUGGAUAUACAAAGUCGGCACUCGGCUAUUUCUUAGUCGCGGUUUUCAUCUCCGUUCUGGCAUUCCUAGCAUUCGUGAACCUUAUGAACCACACCGCUGGAUCGGAAUGGUUUCAGAGGGAGUUACGAACUGAGAGUACACAUCAGCCAAGUUUUGACGGGCCAAAUAAAAGCAUUAGCCUUUGGAAGUUAUUCCUACAGCUAAAAUGGCUUGCUCUAGCCGUAUUCACAUGCUUUGCUGUGACUAUGGUGUUCCCAGUUUUCACGGCCCAAAUCCAGUCUUCUCACGACCCUGUGACCAGAUCUCGCCUCUUCGACUCAGAGGUCUUCGUUCCUUUAGCUUUCUUAUUGUGGAAUUUGGGAGACUUACUCGGCCGCUUAUCUCCAUUAGUCCCACUAUUCGCAAACUCAACCAAACACCCACGCGCCCUCCUCAUCUUCGCUCUUUUGCGCCUCCUCUUCAUCCCGUUGUACAUGUCUUGCAAUGUUCGCGGCCUUGGCGGCUCGUCGAUUUUUGCGAAUAAUGAUUUCUUGUACCUCUUUAUUGUCCAGUUGGGCUUCGGCUUGACGAACGGCUUCUUGGGAAGUGUUUGCAUGAUGGGCGCGGGCCAGUAUGUCACUGUUGACGAGCGUGAGGCGGCGGGCGGGUUUAUGACUAUGAUGCUCGUAGCUGGUUUGGCGACGGGGAGUCUAUUGAGCUUUUUUGUUAGCAGUGCAUAA